Dipodomys ordii (Ord's kangaroo rat) is the source of this 776-nucleotide messenger RNA. Its product is annotated as dymeclin-like. The coding region runs from base 137 to 547 and encodes 136 amino acids. The record is from RefSeq and is a predicted model, not a curated record. The transcript has 4 exons. Gene Ontology annotation, biological process: Golgi organization. Lineage: Eukaryota; Metazoa; Chordata; Mammalia; Rodentia; Heteromyidae. Gene Ontology annotation, cellular component: Golgi apparatus.
GUUUUCUUUGCUAUCUAAAAAACACAACAAAGUUCUGGAACAAGCCACCCAGUCCUUGAGAGGUUCCUUAAGUUCAAAUGAUGUUCCUCUACCAGAUUAUGCUCAAGACCUCAAUGUCAUUGAAGAAGUGAUUCGAAUGAUGCUAGAAAUCAUCAAUUCCUGCUUGACAAAUUCUCUUCACCACAACCCAAACUUGGUGUACGCACUGCUUUACAAACGAGAUCUUUUUGAACAGUUUCGAACUCAUCCUUCCUUUCAAGAUGUAAUGCAAAACAUCGAUCUGGUGAUCACCUUCUUUAGCUCAAGGCUGCUACAGGCUGGAGCUGAGCUGUCAGUAGAACGGGUCUUGGAAAUCAUUAAGCAGGGGGUUGUUGCACUGCCUAAAGACAGACUAAAGAAAUUCCCAGAACUGAAAUUCAAAUAUGUGGAAGAAGAGCAGCCUGAGGAGUUUUUCAUCCCCUACGUCUGGUCUCUGGUCUACAAUUCAGCUGUAGGCCUGUACUGGAAUCCACAGGACAUCCAGCUGUUCACGAUGGACUCCGACUGAGGCAGCAGGUGCCCAGACCCACCCUCCAGCCAAAUAGCCCUGCUAGAUAGCUUCUUGCUAGGAAAGAGAAGCAAAUACAUUGCCCAGUGUGUCUUCAACUGGAGAGAAUCACACAGCGUGUUCCCUCACACACUUCAACUUGGAGAUUGGUACCAGUUGGCAGUAGAUCACUCAGCUUAGAGUUUAGUGCAGCGGGGGAGGGGUGCACAUAAUAAAUGUAAAAACUUGC